UGAAACUGUUUAAAGAAAGACAAAACCCAUUCUCGGGGCAUUUAAAUGCAACGACAACCAAAGUCUCUCUUCUCUGUCUCUGUCUCUCUAAAUAAGCUUCAAAGUUCAAAACACCGUCACACGACGACGACGCCAUGGGAGAAGAAGCUGUACAAGUCUCUUCUUCUUUCUCUCAUCCUCUCUUCUCUUGUUUCAUCACUCUCUACAGUCUCUUCCUCAUCUACUUUCCCAAUGAUUCGUUUCGAAUCUUUCUCUCUCCUGUUCUUCUCAUCUCCGGAGCUCUCCUCUUCUCUCUUCUCCGUCUCGGGUCGACCCGAAAAUCCAACACCCGACCCGAUACAAGCAAGGUGAAUCUCGAGGAGAGUGAAGAAUCUCACAAGGUUGUUUCGGUUGGCGGUUCCGACACGAAGCCGGCCGAUUUGAUGGGUGGUUUUAUGGAGUGGAACUUGAGAGCUCCGUUGGAGGUGAUUCACGAAGCUUACGAAGAGAACGAUGAUGAUGAAGAAGAGGAGAACCCGGGUGGGGAAAAAGACCCGACGACCCGGUUUAAGGGAAUCGAGAGAUACCCGUCGUUGUCUCUGUGUUACCCAGAAUCAGAUUCGGAAUCGGAUUCUGGUUCAUCGUCGGAAUUCAAUUUCCCGGAGAUGGGUGAAUGGAACUCGCCGGAAAACAUGGGAUUCAGGUGGGAAGACGAUGGGAUUGGAGGUGAAGGUCUGAUAGAGAUUAAGCUGGACGAGCAUAAUAAUUACAAGAAGAUGCUGAGUAAAUGGAACCAAACAGAGUUGGAUUUUCAUGGAGAAGAAGAAGAUGGUUUGAUCGAGAUCGAUCUUUUUGCUUCUCAUUAAGCAUUUUCGGAUUACAAAGAAAAAAAAAAAAAGAUAAAAGUUUUUUAUAUAAUUAAAGCAACAUUUUAAUGGUCACUUCAUUUUAUAUACUACAA
Molecule: messenger RNA, 940 nt
Organism: Capsella rubella
Lineage: Eukaryota; Viridiplantae; Streptophyta; Magnoliopsida; Brassicales; Brassicaceae
Exons: 1
Coding region: 135-845 (236 amino acids)
Source: RefSeq, a predicted model, not a curated record